UUUCAGGAUGUUGGAGGACAGACUAAGGUUUGGUGAAGAAAUGAAUUUCCUUGAGUGGCAGAGAAGAUACAAUCUGGAGUCACAGUCCACUCUUCCACCACCACCUCUUCCACCACGAUCACUUAUCACUGGUCUCCCUACUUCUGUGUUUCUUCCUGUGGUGCCUCCUAAGCGACCAGACUCUUCUGAUGACAAGCAUGUCUUAGCAAAACAUUCAAGUAUUUAUCCAAAGGAAGAAGAAUUGAGUGCAGUUCAGAAAUUGGUUACAACUACGGAGAAAGCAUUAAAACUGGUUUCUGACUUUUUGUCUGAAAGUGAUAGGCCUAAACAAGUUGUUGACAAACCCACGAUUAAGGAGGAAGAUCCAGAACUGAGCAAGGAAGACCAGCAGCCUCCAAGAGUACUGAAAGGAGUGAUGAGAGUUGGAGUGCUGGCUAAAGGCCUGCUCUUGACCGGUCACUUGAACGUCCAGUUGGUUGUGAUGUGUACUGAAAAACCUACACGAACACUUUUAGAAAGAGUGGCAGACAAUUUACCUAAACAGUUGAAA
This is a messenger RNA of Limulus polyphemus (Atlantic horseshoe crab), 550 nucleotides long. RefSeq names its product zinc finger RNA-binding protein-like. NCBI's taxonomy places the organism in Eukaryota, Metazoa, Arthropoda, Merostomata, Xiphosura, Limulidae. The annotation marks the transcript as partial. Gene Ontology annotation, cellular component: precatalytic spliceosome. The record is from RefSeq and is a predicted model, not a curated record. The transcript has 4 exons. Gene Ontology annotation, molecular function: double-stranded RNA binding; single-stranded RNA binding.